UACAAAUGACGGACUUACUUAUUUCAUCAGCAUCUGAGAUAAUAGUCCGCGCGCGAACUCUUGAAACUGAUGGGAAACUUACCCAGUCACUAGUCUGUUAUGAAGAAGGCAUUGGAUUGUUAUUGAAAUGUUUAAAAUGCUCAGUUGUAGUAGAUUCUAAACUAAAAUCAAAUUUAAAGACAAAAAUUGAAUCCUAUAUGACACGGGCAGAGGAAAUAAAGCAAAGCAUAAAGAAUAAGCAGAAGGACGGGAAAUUCCACGAACAUAUUGACAUUAACGAGGAUGAUACUGGUUUUGGGUACCGUCGAUUGUUCAACAGAUUCCUUGAUGAGGGGAAUGUUACAGUUGUUAAUAUUGAUGAUCCGUAUAUUCGAAAUUCAUUCCAGGUGAGCGAAUUUCCUACGCAUAGUCUUAAGAUUGAAAACUUUUCUCAUUUUUGUGAAGUGAUCGUCUCUUCGCCCUCUCCAGUCCAGCAAAUUAUCCUUCAAACAGGAUCUGAUUCAGAUAAAAAUCACGAACAGUUGAAAAAAUUUAACAACGGCUGGGUGGUGAAAAUUGGUCGGGGUUUAGACUACAUUAAGAACAAUCCCAACAAGUUCGCUGGUCUGGGCGUCCAUGAUUUUGACUUUAGGCCGUGUCGACAGACCACAGUGGAUAUAUUCUAUGAAGGUGCUCCACCAGUAUAG
Molecule: messenger RNA, 686 nt
Organism: Rodentolepis nana
Lineage: Eukaryota; Metazoa; Platyhelminthes; Cestoda; Cyclophyllidea; Hymenolepididae
Source: the annotation of a GenBank genome assembly